This is a messenger RNA of Lathyrus sativus (Indian pea), 1074 nucleotides long. The record is from the annotation of a GenBank genome assembly. Lineage: Eukaryota; Viridiplantae; Streptophyta; Magnoliopsida; Fabales; Fabaceae.
AUGGAUAGCACUGAUUCAUCUUCUUGUUCUCACCACCCUCACCUCCCACCAGGCUUUCGUUUCCACCCUACCGAUGAAGAGCUCGUCGUUCAUUACCUCAAGAGAAAAGCUGCUUCUGCGCCUCUUCCUGUUGCCAUCAUAGCAGAGAUUGAUCUCUACAAAUUCGACCCAUGGGAGCUACCAAGUAAAGCAACUUUUGGGGAACAAGAGUGGUACUUUUUCAGUCCUAGAGAUAGGAAAUACCCAAAUGGGGCAAGGCCUAAUAGGGCUGCUACAUCUGGGUAUUGGAAAGCUACUGGAACUGAUAAGCCUAUAUUAACAUGCGAUGGACAUGUGAAAGUUGGAGUUAAGAAAGCACUUGUUUUUUAUGGAGGGAAGCCACCAAAAGGAGUUAAAACUAAUUGGAUUAUGCAUGAAUAUAGGUUGAUCACUGAUCACAAUAACAAUAACAGCUCCUAUAAUGCACCAUCAAAAACUACUUCUAUGGCUAUUAUAGAUCAUCCUCCAAACAAUAAUAAGAAGAAUUCUCUCAGGCUUGAUGAUUGGGUUUUGUGUCGAAUAUACAAGAAAAGCAACAGUAGCACUAUGCCAAGGCCACCUCUAAUGGAUCAAUACGAUAAAGAUCUGUCAAUGGAACAAACAUAUGCCAUGCAACAUAACUCUAAACCUCCAUCUUCAAGAAGCACAAGUUAUGGACUUGAAAAUGAUGACAAUUUCUUUGAUGGAAUUUUAGCAUCUCAACAUCAUCAUCAAGGAAUGGAAAGUUGUGACAUGAACUCAAAGGGUGAUGAUAAUAAUAACAAUAAUAGUGAUACGUUCUCUAUGAAACGUGCACUAAAUGGAUCAUCAUCAUCACAGUUUUGGAAUGAAACAGGUUCACCAGGGUCAUCUUCUUCAAGUAAGCGAUUCCAUGGAGAUCUUAAUAGUGGAAUAAGCAGUAAUGCUGAGGAAAAUAAUUCAUUUGUUUCUUUGCUUAGCCAGCUUCCACCAAAUGCAACGUUUCAUCAAAACUCUAUUCUUGAAGAUGGUGUAAUGAGGCAACAAUUUCAACUUCCAGAUAUAAAUUGGAACUAA